AUGCAUCGAUCAAUCCUUCUUUCUCUCGCGGCAUCCGCCGCCGCCGCGCCUCUGGCCAAGCGCUCCGGGACCGUCUACGGCUUCGACGUCUCCGACUACCAGCCCAACGUCAACAUGCAAGCCGCGUACAACUCCGGCCUGCGCUUCGUCUUUAUCAAAGCGACGCAAGGCACCGACUACAUCAGCCCCAGCUUCAACAGCCAGUACACCGACGCGACCAACGCCGGCUUCAUCCGCGGAGGCUACCACUACGCCGACGGCACCGGCGACGGCUCGCAGGAAGCCGACUACUUCCUCGCGCACGGCGGCGGCUGGUCCGACGACGGCAUCACCCUCCCAGGCAUGCUCGAUUUGGAGGCCGACUGCAAAUCCGUCUCGUGGAUCCAGACCUUCUCCGACACCUACCACAGCCGCACCGGCGUCUACCCCAUCCUGUACUCCAGCCCUUCGUGGUGGGAGCAGUGCACCGGUAACUCGGAUGCGUUUGUCAACACUAAUCCUUUAUUCAUGGCUUGCUACAACUCCGAGCCAUGCACUCCUCAAGGCGACUGGCCUUACUACACCUUCUGGCAGUACAACGACGAUAACGCCAACGGCGGCGACUCGGACCAGUUCAAUGGAGACUACGCCCAGCUCCAGGCGAUCGCCCGGGGUUAG
Molecule: messenger RNA, 657 nt
Organism: Neohortaea acidophila
Lineage: Eukaryota; Fungi; Ascomycota; Dothideomycetes; Mycosphaerellales; Teratosphaeriaceae
Product: glycoside hydrolase family 25 protein
Exons: 1
Coding region: 1-657 (218 amino acids)
Biological process (GO): carbohydrate catabolic process; peptidoglycan catabolic process; cell wall macromolecule catabolic process
Molecular function (GO): lysozyme activity
Source: RefSeq, a predicted model, not a curated record